Morus notabilis is the source of this 1116-nucleotide messenger RNA. RefSeq lists its product as uncharacterized. The transcript has 7 exons. Bases 126 to 845 code for a protein of 239 amino acids. Lineage: Eukaryota; Viridiplantae; Streptophyta; Magnoliopsida; Rosales; Moraceae. The record is from RefSeq and is a predicted model, not a curated record.
UAUGUAGGGGUAAAUGAGUAGUUUCAUACACCGAAAUUGUUUGAUGGUAAGGAGAGGCGAACGGAUAAUGUAAUGGGGACAGGGCGAAAUGGCGAGAGUGAGAACUCGGUCGGUGAGAUGCUCUGAUGAUGUUGGCGAUGGCUAUGGCGAUGUCGAGAGUUGGGAACCCUCCGCACAAUUUGUCGGUUUGGCGUCGUAAUUUCGCCGGAAAAGUGAAGAAGUGUCGGCCGGUGACGUACGCGUCGGUUUCGCCCUCUGAUUGGCGGGAGAGUCGACGAUUGGUCUCCAUUUCUCUCGUUCUCUCUCACUCUCUCCUUAUCCCUCAUCACGCUAUUGCGGGUAGCAUUUUUGAUAGAUAUGUGAAAAGGAAAAGGCUUGAUCCCUUGGACGCUUAUGUACCAGCUUUGAUAUUAAGCCAGUUGCAGAUUAAGGACUUGGAUAAAUUAUUGGAAGGAGAUCAGCCUCAAUAUGCUUCUUUUCGAUCUCUACUUCGUUCUGGCCCCGCAGCUUCACUUCGUGUAAAUAUACGUGCGGUAGCACAAUAUGCUUCAGAGAGUGGAAAUGGUAAAACUGCUUUUAACGAUGUUGACCAAUGUCUCAGGGCCUUGGAGGAACUUGACUCCUUGCUUUUGCACGCAUCAAGAAACGACCCAGAAGCUUCAGUCAAGUCAAUGAAGGCAAAGAUUAAUGUUGCCCUUGAUUCUUUGGACGGCCUCCUCAAAACUGUGCCUCCGGAUGUGCUGGAUAAAGGGCUGGCGAUCGCGGAUUCAUAUAGAAACUCCGACGAAGAGAUCAAUAGCGAUGUUGUUGACCCGGAACUCCAGCAGUUGGAAUCAAUUCUAUGAAUUCGUCUGUGAAAUACUGCUCUAACAAUAAUUAAGAACGAUACCUACUGGCCAAAAUGGCAACUCAACGAGAGAGAGGAAACGACUACACCGGUCUGUAUUCUGAAAGGGAUGGUAACAUAGUAAGAGAAGAACGGCAUUUUUUUUUUUCCGUAAACUUUUAAUUUCGUAUAGUGUAUUAGCAUAAAAGCAUGAUAAAUGUUGAGGUUUGCCGUGCAUUUGAGUUUUUUUUUUUGUUUUAUUUAAAAUAAACGACAUCCUUUUUUCCCAA